AUUCUGAUAACUUACAAUUCUGACUUUGAACUGAUGGACAAAGUUUGCCAUUACUUUUAUGGAUGCUCUAUCGAGGUGCUAUACAACGUAUCACUAACAACAAUGCUUGGAAUGUGUGUGGAGAGACUGAUCUCAGUUAUGGAACCUUUGUGGUUUAGCACAGUUUGGACGGAAAACAAAUAUUCGCUAUGGAUUAAUGUGGCUAUGGUAGCACUUGGCACAGUGCCAACAGUUACUCCUCUAGUGACACAAUUUGUGGAAUAUCAUCAUAGCAGAGGUUGGAUGUACUGUCGGAUGGCUGGAAGUAAAUCUCAUUUGAUGACUUACAUAUGGCUGAACAACUGUACUAUCUACAUACCAUCUAUCUUGGGUGUGGUUGCUGUGUACAUUGCAGUUCAGGUAAAGGCUACACAAGCUCGUAGGAUGACAAGACAAUUUAGAGAAGAAUGCAAGAUUGGAACCAAUAAAAAGCUGGAAGCUGAAACAGGAAUCAGUAUGGACAAAAUAAAGCAGUCCCUCUAUAAUGCAAGAAUAACUAUAAUGCUGCUGUGUGUUUUUGUUGGCACCAAACUGCCCAUAGCUAUUCUGUCUUACGCGCACUACUUUCACAUGGCAAAAACUCCCGUUUAG
Molecule: messenger RNA, 630 nt
Organism: Bolinopsis microptera
Lineage: Eukaryota; Metazoa; Ctenophora; Tentaculata; Lobata; Bolinopsidae
Exons: 7
Coding region: 34-630 (198 amino acids)
Cellular component (GO): membrane
Source: RefSeq, a predicted model, not a curated record